CAGUUCUGAGUCAUGUGGGGUGGUUGGUUGAUUGACUCAGGAUCUGAUGGGCAUUGUUAGUCCAUGAGCUGGACUUGGUAUCAUAAGUUGAUAAGGCAAAAAGGAUGUGGGACAGUGCAUGAGCCGGUAAGGGCCAGAUGCAUGUCCUUAGCUGUUUGAAGACUUCUCAAGGGUUACUUAUGUCUGUGGGGAUGGUUGGCUGAAUGACUAAGUACCCAAGAGAAGAGUUUAUGAAGGUAUAAGGGAGUUGGACGAGUGGACGGGGAGCUGGGCAAGGCUACCUCGCAGCUCGAUCAGCUGGUUUAUGAGUUCAUUCAGCUAGUGUAGCUGGGCCGAUGAGCUAACAAGCUCCGUGGAUGUGGCAAAGGUAUGAUCUAGCAAUGUUGCAUAGAUCUAGAUAGAAUGGUUAAGUAGAUAUUAUUCCGCUGCGUAUGUGUUGUAUUGAUCUAGCUAGGGAAUGACUAAGGUAGUCUUGAGCUAGGAUCUGAGUUAGCCCUCGCCAAUGGGCGAUAUUUUAAAUAAAGGGCAAAAUUUUUAGAGGUUCGGUCUGGGUAUGGACUGAGCGACGUGAGGCAUCGACCGCGGCCUAGUCGGCCGGGAUCGGGUCUUACAGUCGUGGUGUCUUCUCAUUGGACCGCCCAUCAAUGGUCUCUCUCUCCUUCGUGGCGACUCGCGAAAAGUCGAUUCAUUCUUGACUUCUCUGUCUUCUCUCUCUCGAAUCUCGGCGACUCUGAAGCGAACCUCAUCUUCUGUCUGGAGCCUCGUCGUCUCUCUGUCGAGCCUCUUCGUAUCUCUGUUGAGCCUCGUCGUCUCUCUCUCGAAGCAAGCUCGUCUCUCUCUCAAAAAUCUCGACUUCUCAGUCUUCUAUCUCUCGAAUCUCGGCGACUCUGAAGCGAACCUCGUCGUCUGUUUGGAGCCUCGUCUUCUCUUUCCCGAGCCUCGUCGUCUCUCUGUCGAGCCUCGUCGUAUCUCUGUCGAGCCUCCUCGUCUCUCUCUCGAAGCAAGCUCGUCUAUCUCUCGAAAAUCUCGGCGUCUCUCUCGAAGGUCGGCGUCUCUGAAUCAAAUAUUGUCGUCUCUCUCUCGAGUCUUGUCUCUGUCCCGAACCUCGUCGUCUCUCUGUCGAACCUCGUCGUCUCUCUCCCGAACCUCGUCUGGAAUCUCGUUUCGAUCUCCUUAUCGGUAAGAAAUCAUCCGUUUGAUUUGAUCUUUAUGUUGCUACUGUCUCAAUUUUGGUUUAUCUCCCAUCCCUUGUCUUUUGUAAAAUUAAUUUUUUAGAUUUUUAUGAUUGUUUCAUAAUAUUGAGGACGGUGAAAUCUGUUAGAUUACUAGUAGAGUUUUGUUCGACUGUUGAAUAGAUGAAAUGAUUGUUUCUGGAUCUGAUAUGCUUAAUAUUUCCUCUGUUUUGUAUUAAUUAGCGAUGGUGGGAUUGAUUGUUUGUGGAAUCGAUAUGCUUAAGUUCUGACUUCAAUUGUCUUAAUAAAAUUGGUUAAGGCUCUGUGGUUCACAUGAUCAGAAGAAGCUUUUUUAGUUUUCUGUUGUUGUUUUCGUUCAUCUCAUUACAGAGAACAAGGUUUUAAUUAAACUUGGUCUAUUGGUUGUGCGAGGGUUGAGGAUGUGCUUGGAAGAAAGGUAUAUGAAGAAUCACAUCAAAGCUUAUGUCUUUCAUUUCACAGUUGAUAAGAGGUAAAUUACUUCAAAACUUUUAAUGGUUGUUAGAUAUAGGUGGUUGUUAGUAAAUGGAACCCGAGAAUUAAAUGGUUGUUAGCUUUGAUGAUGGUUAGCUUUGAUGGUUGUUAGUAAGUGGUUGGGAAUUAAAUGGUAUUUAGUUUUGAAGUGAGUUGUUUGCGUGGGUGUUUUAGUUUUAGGUAUAGAUAUACUAAAAAAACAUUAACAACAACAACAUUAAAACUUCAACAACUUAAAAACUUCCCUUUAAAACUUCAACAUUUACAACACAUAUAAAGCAUCCGCGAAAGCUAUUAAAAAACUCCAUCUACUUUCCUUCUCCAAAGCCAUUAUGGAUCCUUAUACUCAACAUUGUAGCUUUCAAAACCUGUUAAACAGUCAACAACCAAUCACUCAAAACCCUUAUCAGCCUGUCCCUCGUGAGCCAACUGCUGAAGUCUCUGUGUCGGAUGCCUCUAUGUUCGGUUCACAAUGGGCCGAAGAUGGAAACGAAGAUGCAGGGAUCUUGUCUGACCGUAAAGAGAGAAGAAAAUGGUCACCAACAGAAGAUGGGGUGCUGAUAAGUGCUUGGCUGAACACCUCGAAAAACCCAGUGGUUGGAAAUGAGCAGAAAGCAGUUGCGUUUUGGAAACGCAUUGCUGCUUAUUUUGCUGCGAGUCCAAAGCUGGAUGGCGCGCAAAAGAGGGAGCCAACACACUGUAAAGCGAGAAGGAUUAAGAUAAAUGAGGGCGUGUGUAAGUUUGUUGGUUGUUAUGAAGCGGCAACGAAGCAGAGAUCGAGUGGACAGAACGAGGAUGACGUUAUGAAGUUGGCUCACAUGAUUUUCUUCAAUGAUCACAAGGCCAAGUUCACACUAGAGCAUGCCUGGUUAGAGCUACGCUAUGAUCAGAAAUGGAUUGCAUUGUCUGCUACCAAGGAUAAAGUUCAGUCAAAAAGAAGGAAGUUGGAUGACCAGUCAUCAACCUCAGUUCAUGUAAGCCACGGAGAGGAUGAAGCAAUGGCUCGGCCAGAAGGUGUUAAAGCAGCAAAGACAAAAGGAAAGAAACCAGAGAGGAAGCAAGCGACUUUGGAAGCGGAAGAGAAGGAGAAGAUGGAGUUUCAAAGCUUUUGGGAGAUUAGGCAGAAAGAUUUUACUUUGAAGGCAACUCUUAACAAACAAAAAUUGCUUGAGAGCCUAGUUGUCAAGUCUGAGCCAUUAAGUGAACUCGAAAUGCAAUUAAAAAAUAAGCUUAUUACUGAUCUGUUAGCUUGAGUCUUAAGUUGCAAGUCUGUAGGUUGUUUCUGUCUUAACUCUUUAACUUAAUUGCAUUUGGAUGUUUGGAUGUUCGAGUCGAGUCUGUAUGCUUUACUGUCUCUGUAUGAUUUAUGGUUAAUGGAUGUUUAUGGUUAUGCUU
This is a messenger RNA of Brassica napus (rape), 3080 nucleotides long. RefSeq names its product glutathione S-transferase T3-like. Lineage: Eukaryota; Viridiplantae; Streptophyta; Magnoliopsida; Brassicales; Brassicaceae. The coding region runs from base 2018 to 2938 and encodes 306 amino acids. The record is from RefSeq and is a predicted model, not a curated record. The transcript has a single exon.